CGGCGGCGGCCGGCUCUCGCCGCCGCUGAGUCAGCCGGCCGGCCGGCUCCUACUUAUGCGGCCGCCGCAACCGGCCGCGUCAGUCCCAAGUGGAGCGCGCGAACGGUGACGUCCGAGGCUCCGCCAGUCCGAGACGAAUACCAAGAUGAAGAACGCGGGAAGCCUGCUGCUGGUGCUGGUGGCCGCUGUCUGCGUGGUCUCCGUCCACCCCAUGCCGGCCGAGCCGCUGCCCUCCGAGUCGGAGCCCUCGUCCAGUGGCGGUCUGUUUGGCCUUGCCUCGCUGGAUGCGCUGACCGAGCGGAUCCACGACUGGACGGCGCCCCUCCGUGACCUGUUCAUGGAGACGGUGCAGAACAAAACGGUAUCGGAGGUGGCCAUCGAAGCCCGUAAUGCCACCGUCAACUUCGCCGUCCGCGUCAAGGACAUGGAGGCCGUCCAAAGCGCCAAGGACGCCAUCUCCCCGGUGGUGAGGAUGUUCGAGCAGGUGCGCGACAGCGUCAAGGACAAGACGCUGCAGCAGCUGGCCGACGAGGUGAAGACGCACCUGGUGCAGCUGGACCGGACCGUGGCCAGCUUCAUUCGCGACCUUCGUGUGAUCUGA
Molecule: messenger RNA, 601 nt
Organism: Pollicipes pollicipes
Lineage: Eukaryota; Metazoa; Arthropoda; Thecostraca; Pollicipedomorpha; Pollicipedidae
Exons: 5
Coding region: 146-601 (151 amino acids)
Source: RefSeq, a predicted model, not a curated record